Molecule: messenger RNA, 1460 nt
Organism: Glossina fuscipes
Lineage: Eukaryota; Metazoa; Arthropoda; Insecta; Diptera; Glossinidae
Gene: Galphas
Product: guanine nucleotide-binding protein G(s) subunit alpha
Exons: 8
Coding region: 208-1356 (382 amino acids)
Biological process (GO): sensory perception of chemical stimulus; adenylate cyclase-activating dopamine receptor signaling pathway
Cellular component (GO): heterotrimeric G-protein complex
Molecular function (GO): G-protein beta/gamma-subunit complex binding; G protein-coupled receptor binding; GTPase activity
Source: RefSeq, a predicted model, not a curated record
AGAAAAGAAAAAAGAAAAAAAGAAAACAAAGAAAAGAAGAAGAAGAAACGAAAAAGAGGAAUUUAUGUUUAUGUUAUCUUUUUGAAAGUUCUUCCAUAGCAUAGAGUUCAAUUUAGACUGGCUCAAAACGAAGAAAACGGGGGCGCUGAGUCUCCCGACGGUACCCAAGAAGGUAGAGAAGCCUGCUGGUGGAUUCCUUGGUCGGCUAUGGGUUGCUUCGGUUCACCCAGCUCAAAACAAUCUGAUUUAAAUUCAGAAGAUACGAGAAGCCAAAAACGGCGCAGCGAUGCAAUAUCUAAACAAUUGCAAAAAGAUAAACAACUCUAUAGAGCCACGCAUCGGCUGCUGUUAUUGGGUGCCGGUGAAUCUGGAAAAUCAACUAUAGUCAAACAAAUGCGUAUACUGCAUGUGGACGGUUUUUCAGAGCAAGAAAAAAAACAGAAAAUUGAUGACAUUAAAAAGAAUAUACGUGACGCUAUUUUGACUAUUACUGGUGCAAUGAGCACAUUAAAUCCACCUAUACCAUUAGAAAAAAAAGAGAAUGAAGCCAGAGUUGAAUAUAUACAGGACUAUGCUUCAGGUCCAGAUUUUAAUUAUCCGCCAGAAUUUUAUGAGCACACAGAAGAAUUAUGGAAGGAUAAAGGUGUUUUAGCGACAUAUGAACGGUCGAAUGAAUAUCAAUUGAUUGACUGUGCAAAGUACUUCUUGGAUCGAGUUAGCAUAAUAAAACAACCAAAUUAUACACCAAAUGAACAAGACAUACUAAGGUGUCGUGUUUUAACUUCUGGUAUAUUUGAAACACGAUUUCAAGUUGACAAAGUCAAUUUUCAUAUGUUUGAUGUAGGAGGCCAACGGGAUGAACGUCGCAAGUGGAUACAAUGCUUCAAUGACGUUACUGCAAUUAUUUUUGUAACUGCAUGCUCUAGUUAUAAUAUGGUUUUACGUGAGGAUCCAACACAAAAUCGUUUACGUGAAUCUUUGGAAUUAUUUAAAAGCAUUUGGAAUAAUAGAUGGUUGCGUACAAUAUCCGUAAUUCUCUUUCUUAACAAACAAGAUUUGUUAGCAGAGAAAAUAAAAGCUGGUAAAAGUAAACUCUCGGAUUAUUUUGCCGAAUUCAAUAAAUAUCAAACACCAAGUGAUGCAAUAGUCGAGUCUGGAGAUGAUCCUGAAGUCAUAAGAGCUAAAUAUUUCAUACGUGAUGAAUUUUUGCGUAUUUCUACUGCUAGUGGUGAUGGCAAACAUUACUGUUAUCCGCAUUUCACCUGUGCUGUAGAUACCGAGAACAUCAAGCGAGUAUUUAAUGAUUGUCGAGAUAUAAUUCAAAGAAUGCACCUACGUCAGUAUGAAUUGUUAUAGGUUUAUUCUACAAGAAAACACUUAAUAAAAGUAAUGUGCAAAUAAUACAACUAACCAAAAUGCAUUUUUUAACUUUACUUCCCAUACCGGCAAUACAUAUACAU